GCAGCUUCUUAUUGGUCGUCUUUUUUUGCGCGUCCAAUUAUGGGGAGGACUGAGCUUUGUGUGUGUGUGUGUGUGUGUGUGUGUGUGUGUGUGUUGGGGGGAGGGGAUGAACCCUUGGGAAGUCGCUUCCUUCUCUCCCCCGCCCCCUCCCUCCCCCAGCCUGUCAGGUGUGGUAACGGUUGUUCUCCUUCCCCCGGCUGCUGUGAGAGGCGCUCUCAGCUUCCCUUGGGAAUGGCGGGGAUUCCACGACGUCUCUCUUGUCCCAAGCCUAAAGUAGCUUUCAGAGGUAGCAGCCGCUAUUUGAAUAGUACAGAAUCCAGUGGAAGACUGACGGAUGUGUUCAAUAACGUUAUCAUGACAGGUUGCAGUUCCUUCUAUGAUUGCUACAAAUUGCAGAAUGAAGAGAAUGUAGACUUACGGCAAACUUACAGUACUUCACUUUCUACAACCUCUGAAUGUUUAAACCACAAUGAUUCUUCUCUUUUACGUCCCUGGUCCACUUAUGCAGAUGAUAAACAACCUCCAAAUUCUCAAAUUAAUGUAAAGAGCAGGAUUCAACAGAAAGAAAGACUAUGCAGUGAAACAGAUAUAUGACUUGUGUCUAACAUCUUGAAGAACAAGAUAAAUCAGCCCUAUUUUACUGAAGGUUAGUACUCAUGUGCCUCCAGUUUAAAAUCUGUAUGGCCUGUGAGCACUACUCGAUUUACAGACCACCCUGAUUUGUUGUCUGAAACAAAAGCAAUAGAUGGAGUCAUUCCUCAGCAAGCUUUUUAUGGUGGAGAAUUUACCAUUUCUGAAAAACAGUAUCUGCACACUGGUAAUGUAACUUUGCAGCAGAAGGUGGAUGACCUUUACCAUGAGCUUACUAAUAUUCUUGAUGAGCAAUGGCUGUUUCCUUCCAGGAAUGAUAAUCUCAGCUGUUACAAUGUUCAGUCCAAUGAGAAUGCAAAGGCAUCACAAUUUCAAGACUAUUCAUAUGCGAAAACAUGUUUUACCCCACAAACCAAUCUUUUAGAAGAUAAAGAAUCAGGAGCAGAUCCCUACACUUACGGAAGAGAAAAAACGGGUCCUAAGGACAUGAUCACAACAUCAAAAGAAGCUGAAAUGUUUCUUUCACAAUUUAAUAGGUAUGGUGAAAGUGCUGAUUACUAUAGAUACCUGGAUUAUUCUCAUCUUAAUAAAGUAAAGCAAAAUAAACAUAAUUAUGGUGUUCAAGAGAGUAAAAAAUUACCAAGUGGAACACCUGAGUUACCAAUGUUAGAUACAGAUAAUUAUAGUAAAAUUUUUCAAAACACAAGUAGUCCCAAAGAAAUGGAAGAUGUAUCUUCAGAACAGCAGAGUUUUACAUCAAAGACUGCAGGACUCAUAUCAGAGAAACAGUUUGUGAAUGAAAAUUCAUUUACCCCUGAUUUUGGCUUAAAGUCGGAUUUUACCCUGAAGUCUCAUAUAGCUGUUCCAGGAAGUGGUGAUUUUGCAAAUGUUACAGAAAAUUCAGAUUAUUUCAAAUCACUGAAUAUUUUAGCAACAAACCCAGUGACUACUUCACCAAACACAAAUCUGAGGCCAACAUGGAUAAAACAAGCUAAAAACAGUUCCUCUGUCCCUAUUCGGAAUCAAAGUACCUUGAUAAAAUUGAGUAAUUUAUCUACAGGUUCAAAAGGUUCCAAUCAUUUUGAUUUUUCUCAGCUAUCAUCAGCCAAUGUAACUUUAAAUAAUAAUUUAUUGCUUCAGAAAUAUCGCCAAGAAGCACCUACAGUAUUUUCUAGUUUUGAUUUCAAAGACGGUGGUGCUGCAGACAGAGUUUCUUCUUCCAGUCAUACAGAAGGAUUAAGUAAAGUAGAAGAAAGCCUUUUUGAGUCCAUUAUUGACAAAAAAUUAAACCACAAAUGGUUUUGUGAUAACUAUUCACAGCAAUAUGGGAUCAUUGAAAAUGUGAACAAGCACAAUUUUCAAGUUAAACCACAGACUGGACAUUAUGAAGUUGAGGAAGGCCAAAAACAUUUAGAUGGAUUGUCUCAAAAUUCUUACCAAGAUAUACUGGAGUCUCAAGGCCACUUAAAUAGUCAUAGACAAGGAGGUGGAGAUAGUAAUAUUGUCAGUAACCGUGUAAAUCGCAACCAGGUUUCUUGUUUCUCAAAUAAUUUUAUGAUGGGUGAUUUGAGACAUAGCCCAAAUGCCCAACAGCUAAGUUCAAAUAGAUUUCCUUUGAAAUCCAACCAUGCUUUUGGACCGUCAGUUAUUCCUUUGAUGGAUUCCUAUGAUUUGUUUUCCUAUGAUUUAAGCCAUUUGUACCCAUAUUUUAAUGAUAUGAUGUAUGGAGACAGUUCUUUCACCGGCUUCAUGCCAACAUUUGGAUUUCAAAGACCAGUGAAAACUCGAAGUGGAUCAGCCAGUGAGCUUCAUAUUAGAUUGGAAGAAUGUUAUGAACAGUGGAGAGCUCUAGAAAAAGAAAGGAAAAAGACUGAAUCUGCCCUUGCCAAGAAUUACCCUGGGAAGAAGGUAUCUAGCACUAAUAACACUCCUAUCCCAAGACUGACAUCAAAUCCAUCCAGAGUUGACCGUUUAAUUGUGGAUCAGUUACGAGAGCCAGAGUGAGUUGUGACUCUGCUGGGAAAGAUGGAACGUCUUCGAAGUUCUCCCCUUCAUGCUAAUAUCUGUACUGCUCUUGAUAAGCACUUGGAAGCAAUACAUGUUGUACAAUCCCGCAGAAAGGAUGAAAUUGUCAAUGCUUCACAUCGGCAAAGACAAGGAGGCCCCCGGUGUCAAGAUGACAGAGAUGUUUUUGCUCUUGCAUUGGCUAUUAAAGAGAUGUGCAUAGCAACGCGUAAAGCUCGUACUACACUGUGGUGUGCUCUUCAGAUGACAUUGCCUAAAACAACCUAUACAUCUGUACCAGCUGAAAUGGAAAAGGUUUUACAAGAGCUAGUAACAUCUCAAGAUAAAUUGUAUGAUCAGAUGAAUAGUGGCAAUCCUAUGAUUCAAAGGGGAGAUACAAAAAAGCACUGAAAUGCAAAGGCAAAACACAAAUACAUAUAUUUGUGUGUAUAUAUAUACACACACACAUAUAUAGCAGUACAUUAAAAAUGGUAAAUUAUGUUUAAACAUUCUGUCCAAAUUAAAAGUAAAUACAUGAAAGUGAAGUUGGCUUAUGUGAAUCCAGCAGCUAAUUAUAAGUAUCAGUUAACAUAAGCCAAGAUGUCUAUGUUAACUGUUGUUGGAAUCAGUAUAUUAAUGAGGCUGAACUACUGUAUUAGGUUAAAUAAAUCAGUACAUUUUAAACUUCUAAAUCCAUUCUAUAGUGUAAGUAUACACAAUGAGAGUUUGGUUGUAUAAUAAAAAUUCUUUUAGAUUACAUAAUUACUUUCAAAUAAUGAACUGAAUUACUGUCACAUCGUGUGCACAGUCUAGUAAGACAAGCUUUGAUUGUGAAAAGAAAAAAGAUUUUAUUUAGACAAUGAAUACCUGGAAACUGAAAGAAAACAAAGCUAAACACACCCAGUAUGAAAAAUUUUUAAAAAUGAAAAUAUUUAAAGGAAGACAUAUUUAUAAUUUUGAAAUCUUAUUCUAAGUUUAAGUACAAAAUUAACCUGAUUUUCUCAAAUUAGUGAUGCUAUCAUAAAGUUAUUAUCCAACCAUGCACGUUAGGGAACAUAAAAAGAAACUGAAAUCAUUUGUACCUAUUAUUUUAAAUAAUAUCAAUAAAAAUUGCCUGUUUCAAAGUAUUUAAAUGUAAACAAAAAUUACAUUUAUGUAAUCUGCGUCCUUACAGUUGUGCUGCAACUAAAAUAAUGAGUAUUUUUAAUACCCUUGGUUUACUUUAAGAAGGGUAUCAAGAAGUUCUGAAAUGCACUUUCUUUACAGUUAACCAGUUUGGUUUGAAAUUGUUUAAUUUUGUUUCCUUGGUUUGCUUCUGUGUACUUUAGCACUGUUGAACGAUUCCUUUUGUCUUAAUAUCUUUUAAUAUCUUUUUAUUGAAUGUGAGUAACUUAUUAAAUUAGCAUGUUAUUAUGUGGCUCAGGAGAUCUUGGGUUUUAACAAUAUAGCAUGAACAUAAACUGUAUAAUGUCUGGAUAAAAUUUAUUAAUCUGCCCUUUGCUAGGUACAUAAAUACUUUAAGUAUUUGUGUUCUUCCAGCGUUUAGAAAUCCUGGUGUGCUAAAAAGUAUAAUCAAACCACAUAAAUUGCCUUUAGAUGAUGAGAGGAAUUGAUUG
Messenger RNA from Thamnophis elegans (Western terrestrial garter snake), 4211 nucleotides. RefSeq names its product meiosis specific with coiled-coil domain (gene MEIOC). Gene Ontology annotation, biological process: mRNA stabilization; female meiosis I; male meiosis I. Gene Ontology annotation, cellular component: nucleus; cytoplasm. NCBI's taxonomy places the organism in Eukaryota, Metazoa, Chordata, Lepidosauria, Squamata, Natricidae. The record is from RefSeq and is a predicted model, not a curated record.